GACUAAGUUAAUCCAGCAACAAAAGAGGAAGGACAAACAACGAAAAAAAUAAGAAGGAAAAUGGGAAUUGGAUUUUAGACUUUUUUUUAAUCCACUUAUGCCCUACCAUCGAUACACAUUAACGUCGGUAGCUCCGUACUUACUUGUCGAAGAAAACUAAGGUACUCACUACUCAGGCAACUCGAAAGCUCGCAGAACUUGAAGAAGAGAGAGAUUCAACCCGCUCUUUCGGAUUCACGAGUAUGGAUUCAAGGUCGAAAAUGUGUAAAUCUGGCAGUGGAAUUAUUAGUGUAGUUGAAGAUAGGUUGUCGAGUUUACCGGAUGAUACUUUGAUUCAGAUACUUUCUUUGCUUCCUACCAAGAAUGCUGCUGCUAUUUGUGUAUUGUCCAAGGGAUUAUGGCGUGUUUUUCCUUUGCUUACGAGCCUCGACUUUGAUGUUUCACCUAUAUCUCUUUGUAUGGAACAUCCUUAUGCAGUCGAACUUUACCCCUCUUUUGUGACCUUUGUCUGUAAUGUCUUGCAAGCAUACCAGUCUCCGAUUAUCAGCAGGUUUAGACUUGGAGUUGGUAGUGUGGACUUUGACACCAGGUUUAGCUUCUUUAAUAGACCUUGCCAGGAAGGUUGUCUUCCCGACAUUGAAUUAAAGCAUCUUGAUGCGUGGGUCUCUUUUCCACUGACACUUCAGGGUUUAAGGGAGCUUGAUCUAUGCAUUCUGGUGAGGAAACCUGGUGAUGGUCAGUUGUCCCCAUCAAUUUUCAAGUGUGAAACUUUGGAAGUGUUGAAGUUAGAGGUCAACCUUGAUCUUAAUCAAGUUAUCACCAUGCCAUCCUAUCAUCUUCCAAACUUGAAGUUACUCCACUUGUCUGCCUCUCACAUUUCUGAUGAUAAAUUUCUGCCCAGAAUAGUUUCAAGCUGCCCCUUACUUGAAGACCUCACCUUUCAAGCCUUUGUGGAUGACGGCUAUUGCGCCACUAUCUCUUCAUCUUCCCUUCGGAGAUUACGUUUAUUAAUUCAAAGAAAUUGUCCUGACAACAGUGAGUUGGUGUGUAUCCAUACUCCUAAUUUGGAGUGCCUUGAGUACUGGGAUAAUUAUUCAUAUAAGUACUCUAUCCCUAUCAUGCAUCGUCUUGUUAAGGCAUACAUAAUGUUUGAAUUAAUCUUACAAGCUUAUAAUAGGUCAUAUUUGGCCAAUCUUCGGCAAAUGGUUAGCCUAAUGAGGUCUCUUUCUAGGGUUCAGCAUUUAAAAUUGCUUGGCGACUUCUUGGCGGAUGUAGACCAUAAUCCAAUUUUGGAACACUUGCCCGUGCUUCCAAAUCUGACUCACCUAACUUUGGGUAGUGCUGGCUAUUGGGAUAAAGUGUUGUUGGCAUUUCUUAACUCUUCACCUGUCCUAGAAACACUUGUUUUUGAAGAGGGAUUCAUUGGGUUUGAUGUCCAUGGAGAAGAUAACCUUAGAAAGGAACGAAUAUUUUUCAGCACAAGUGAUGAAAUUCCUUCAUGUUGCGAGACUCAUCUAAAAAGAAUAGUGAUAAAACAAUUCAAAGGGACAAAACGGGAAUUACGAGUGAUCAAGUUUCUAUUGAGACGUGCAUUUGUUUUGGAAGAAUUGGUCAUUUGUGAGGAUAGUUAUCCAAUUUUGAAUCGACGGUCGGGUGACUACAUAUUGAAGACUCUAGCAAGAAGAGCCUAUGACAAGUGGUAGUUUGAAGAUUGGUCAUGAAAACAGUCCGCAAGCAAAUCAUCAUCUUAGAUCAGAACCUAUAAUAGUUACAACUUGUUUGUGCUUAAUUGCUUCUUCUUAUUUCGCUAAUAGAUUGAAAGAGCAGACGAGUAUAUGUCAGUCAAUUAAAGGAGUAGAUAUUUUGCAAAGUUGAUCUGGUGAAGAAACUCAACUUGUAACUAUUAUAUUGUUCUGUCAUUGUGUUUUUUGUAAUGACAGUAUGUACUGUUACAAAACUCUUUGUAUGAAGGAGUGUGAUGAAGAACAUUUUGUGACAGUAGAUUGAAAGAGCUGAUGUAUGUAGUGAAUUGAAUGAAUGAAGGAGUGUGCUUCUUCUUUGGCUAAUAGAUAA
Molecule: messenger RNA, 2073 nt
Organism: Spinacia oleracea (spinach)
Lineage: Eukaryota; Viridiplantae; Streptophyta; Magnoliopsida; Caryophyllales; Amaranthaceae
Product: F-box/LRR-repeat protein At4g14103-like
Exons: 4
Coding region: 243-1703 (486 amino acids)
Molecular function (GO): protein binding
Source: RefSeq, a predicted model, not a curated record